UCCAUGGCUAAGCGCUUGGUUGAGUACUACCCGAUGAUUAAGGACAAGUCAUCUGACAAUGUGUGGGAGAAUGUGUCAAGGAAGCUCAUGAAGAGGCUCUCUAACGUGAAAAGUCCUGUGAAAUCCAAGGGUCCACCUGUUAAAGUACAACGUCGAAAUGAAGAUGCUGAUGACAGUAGUGAUUGGGACUCCAGUGCAUCAACUGUCAUCUUGGAAAGAUCACCAGCCAGUACAAGCACCCCAAAACGACUGACGGACAACAAUGAUGAACCAUCCACAGGUUCAGGAGACUUAUUGGACAGUGAAAAAAGCCAGGCAAGACACUAUCGUACCCUCCAGGAUAUGUACAAGUCUAAGAAGCCGAACAAAGCUGCGGUUUCUCAUCUUCUUGAUUUGGAAUUCCAGUCCCGUAGACAAUUCAUUGUCUCUGACACUCUCAAAGAACAAGACAGACCGGGGAAGAUUUUAGAUGCGUACCCCUGCUUCCGAGAACUUGACCACAUCAUGGACGAGCUACGGAGGAUAAUAAACCCUGACAAUCCAGACUACAUUGCCAACAUUAAGGACAGAUGGGAAACUUUUUAUGGGAAAGUGCAGUUUUAUGGCGUAAUGAGAAAAUUCAUGAAGCCUCCAAAGACCUUGGAUGGAGUGGAACAUGCUACUGCAGUGUUCUCUGCUCUUCCACAACUUUUUCAAUCACCUGCCAUGGCGCCCAAAAAGACACGCACCCCAAGCAAAGUCUUUUUUCACAUUUUAACGUCCUGUGAGAGCCCAGACUCUUUUCUCCUAACUCGAUCCCACCCAAUCGUCCUGUUGGGGCAAGAAAACUGCCUCCUCUCAAUUGGGCCCACCACACUGUGCUCCUUUCCAAAGAUAAAAUUCCACGAGGCCAUCCUCUACCUGAUGGGCUGCUAUUACGUGUUUCAUUUAACAUAUCCGAAAUGCAUUGCCACACUGCUAUCUGUCAUUCAGACAGAAGUUCUCGGGGAUGGGCUGCAUGAGAGGGACAUCACCCCAUCCUACAAGAGAGCAAUCGCCGACUGGAAGGCAUUCAUAGACUGAGGGCGGGGAUUCGUUGAACACACACAGACAAACAACCACACACACAC
Clupea harengus (Atlantic herring) is the source of this 1109-nucleotide messenger RNA. RefSeq lists its product as uncharacterized. The record is from RefSeq and is a predicted model, not a curated record. The transcript is spliced from 6 exons. The coding region runs from base 4 to 1062 and encodes 352 amino acids. NCBI's taxonomy places the organism in Eukaryota, Metazoa, Chordata, Actinopteri, Clupeiformes, Clupeidae.